Molecule: messenger RNA, 4941 nt
Organism: Thamnophis elegans (Western terrestrial garter snake)
Lineage: Eukaryota; Metazoa; Chordata; Lepidosauria; Squamata; Natricidae
Gene: LRRC8A
Product: leucine rich repeat containing 8 VRAC subunit A
Exons: 4
Coding region: 625-3057 (810 amino acids)
Molecular function (GO): protein binding
Source: RefSeq, a predicted model, not a curated record
CAAGAGACCCCCCCCUCCCCAGGCAGCAGCGGUAACCCCGAGGGAGGGGGGCAGCUCUGGAAAGCUUGAGGACUAGGAACUUGGCUCAGUGGCUAUGAGGGAGGGGAGAGAGAGCAAGGGAAUAGGGAGGGGAGCCCCAUAGCACCCCCCACCCCCGAAUAGUGCAGGCUUAGGGCCCCUGAGGACUAGCAACUUCAUUAAUCUAAAAGAAGAGGCGUUCCCCUUCCCCAGAGUUUUGGCUUCGUGGCAAGACUGCCUUUGGCGGGGUGGGGGUGGGGGGUGGGUUGUUUGGAAGGCAAGGAGAGGAGAGUUGAGCCCAGCCACAUGGACGGGAGGCAGAUCCUCAAGAGGACUAGCGACCUGGCUGAUUGAAUCCCAGGCUGGCCAGAAGUGGACGAAGUGGCCCCUCUACAGGAUGGGCGAAAGGGUCUCUGGACCCAGCCAAUUGGGAAGCAGGAAAACGACUUCCAUGGCGUUUGGGAACUGGCUCCCGACUCAGGAUCCCUCCCGGGCCAAUAACUUCGAACUCCAGCACAGCCUCCUGAAGUGCAGAUAGCAGAGCGGAGAGAGAGAAGCCAGCCACGUUUUGGGAAGACGUCCCGGGAAUGACCGGUUUGGUGAGCCAUGAUUCCCGUCACGGAAUUGCGCUACUUUGCGGACACCCAGCCGGCGUACCGCAUCCUGAAGCCCUGGUGGGACGUCUUUACGGACUACAUCUCCAUCGUGAUGCUAAUGAUCGCCGUAUUUGGCGGGACCCUCCAGGUCACCCAGGACAAAAUGAUCUGCUUGCCUUGCAAAUGGGUCACCAAAGACGCUUGCAACGAUUCUUCCCGCGAAUGGACGGCUGCAAACGUGGACCCCGGCUACUACAAUGCUUCCCUGGGGACGCCCCUGGACCCUGGGCCCACCGGGAUCAAAUACGACCUCGACCGCCAUCAAUAUAACUACGUGGACGCCGUGUGUUACGAAAACCGCCUUCACUGGUUUGCCAAGUACUUCCCCUACCUCGUCUUGCUGCACACCCUCAUCUUCCUGGCCUGCAGCAACUUCUGGUUCAAGUUCCCCAGGACUAGCUCCAAACUGGAGCACUUUGUCUCCAUCCUCCUGAAGUGCUUCGACUCUCCGUGGACCACCCGGGCCCUGUCCGAGACGGUGGUGGAGGAGAGCGACCCCAAGCCGGCCUUCGGGAAGAUGAACGGCUCGAUGGAGAAGAAGUCCUCCAACAUCAGCGAAGACGUGGAGGCCACCGCCCCGAUGCUGCAGAGGACCAAGUCUCGGAUUGAGCAAGGCAUCGUGGACCGCACGGAGAACGGGGUCCUGGACAAGAAGGAAGGGGAGCAGGCCAAAGCUCUCUUCGAGAAGGUCAAGAAGUUCCGGACCCACGUGGAGGAAGGAGACAUCGUCUAUCGCCUCUACAUGAGGCAAACCAUCAUCAAGGUCAUCAAGUUCAUCCUCAUCAUUUGCUACACGGUCUACUACGUCAACAACAUCACCUUUGACAUCGAUUGCAAAGUGGACAUUGAGAGCCUGACGGGCUACCGCAUGUACCGCUGCGCUCACCCCCUGGCCACCCUCUUCAAGAUCUUGGCGUCCUUCUACAUCAGCCUGGUGGUCCUCUACGGCCUGAUCUGCAUGUACACCCUGUGGUGGAUGCUCCGGAGGUCCCUCAAGAAGUACUCCUUCGAGUCCAUCCGAGAGGAGAGCAGCUACAGCGACAUCCCCGACGUCAAGAACGACUUCGCCUUCAUGCUCCACCUGAUCGACCAGUACGACCCUCUCUACUCCAAGCGCUUCGCCGUCUUCCUCUCGGAGGUGAGCGAAAACAAGCUCCGGCAGCUGAACCUCAACAACGAGUGGACGCUGGAGAAGCUGCGCCAGAGGAUCACCAAGAACUCCCAGGACAAGCUGGAGCUGCACCUCUUCAUGCUCAGCGGCAUUCCCGACACGGUCUUUGACCUGCUUGAGCUGGAGGUCUUGAAACUGGAGCUCAUCCCCGACGUCACCAUCCCCCCCAGCAUCGCCCAGCUCACCAGCCUGAAGGAGCUCUGGCUGUACCACACGGCGGCCAAAAUCGAGGCCCCGGCUCUGGCCUUCUUGAGGGAGAACCUGAAAUCCUUACACAUCAAGUUCACGGACAUUAAGGAGAUUCCCUUGUGGAUUUACAGCUUGAAGACCCUGGAAGAGCUUCAUCUGACGGGGAACCUGAGCGCCGAGAACAACCGCUACAUCGUGAUCGACGGCCUGCGGGAGCUGAAGAGGCUGAAGGUCCUGAGGCUGAAGAGCAACCUGACCAAGCUGCCCCAGGUGGUAACGGACGUGGGCGUCCACCUGCAGAAGCUCUCCAUCAACAACGAAGGCACCAAGCUCAUGGUCCUCAACAGCCUGAAGAAGAUGGUCAACCUGACGGAGCUGGAGCUCAUCCGCUGCGACCUGGAGCGCAUCCCGCACUCCAUCUUCAGCCUCCACAACCUGCAGGAGAUCGACCUCAAGGACAACAACCUCAAGACCAUCGAGGAGAUCAUCAGCUUCCAGCACCUCCACCGCCUCACCUGCCUUAAGCUCUGGUACAACCAAAUUGCCUACAUCCCUGUGCAGAUCGGCAACCUGACCAACCUGGAGCGCCUCUACCUGAACCGCAACAAGAUCGAGAAGGUGCCCACCCAGCUCUUCUUCUGCCGGAAGCUCCGCUACCUGGAUCUCAGCCACAACCUCUUGACUUGCCUACCGGCGGAAAUCGGGGCGCUGCAGAACCUGCAGAACCUCGCGGUGACGGCCAACAGGAUCGAGGGUCUCCCUGCUGAGCUGUUCCAGUGCCGGAAGAUUCGGACUUUGCACCUGGGCAACAAUGUCCUGCAGUCCCUGCCCUCCCGGGUGGGCGAGCUGGCCAACCUGUCUCAGAUCGAACUGCGGGGCAACCGCCUGGAAUGCCUUCCGGUGGAGCUGGGCGACUGCCCCUUGCUGAAGCGCAGCGGGCUGGUGGUGGAGGAGGACCUCUUCAACACCCUCCCCUUGGAGGUCAAGGAGAGGCUUUGGAGGGCGGACAAGGAGCAAGCUUGAACGGUGGCCGGACAAAGCAGAAUCCGCUGAACCGGGGAGCUCGCGGGCUCGCCCGGUUUCCCGUCUCUGAACAAGGGGGUUCGGCUCGCCCCGCUUCCCCUGGCCCCGUGCUCUGGAGACCCUCACCCCGAGGGGCGUGGCUCCCUGACUGACCGCCCAGAAGGAAGGGGAAACCAGGCGGUUCCCUGCUUCAGGAAGGAGAGGAGAAGCAGGACGGACUCUGGGGGAAGAAGGGGUAUUGGUCCGUCACUCUCAGUGGGGCAGGAAGUGGGAACUGGUCCCCCGCAGCCUGCUAGAAAAGAGACUGGAGCUGGUGUGAUCGGAGGUUUGACCCCCCCUGGCUGGGUGUUGGGGCAGAGAGCCUGAUCCUGCUGCUCUUCCGUGCGGUUGGGACCCGUCCUUGAGUGCUGCGCCCCCUCCGAAGGGAGGGAACGGCGUCCAGCUGUCCAGCUACGCCUCGCACCACGUCCAGUCCUGACUCCCAGCAAUGACCCUCUCCGAGGAAUGGAUCGGAGAAGAUUCAGCCUUCGCUUUUUUCUUCUUCGCAGUGGCAUUUUUUAAAAAAAAGUACUUUACUUUAGAACGCUAUUUUGCAAAAGUCUGAACUUAACCCCCCCUCCCCCCCCAAUUUUUUUUUGGAGAUCUCCCCAAAUCUUGAUGGCUUUAGUUCCGACAGAAAUCUCCCAGGAGUGUGAGAUCAAAGGAUUUCCACGUUGAAGGAGGCCAGCCUGUAUUUUUCCCUUUAAAAAAAAACAAGUCUUCUCAGUUGCAAAAAUAAACAUUCAAUGCUGGGUGGGCAGUUGUUAGUUUUUAAACUGACAUUUGACAUUCCUUCUAAGUUGAGAAGUGCCCACCUGAGGGGGAACAGGGGCACCGACGAUCAAAACACUAAACCUGAAGAUGCACUGGGGGUGGGGUCUUCUUUCUUUUUCCCCUUUUUAACCUGCUACCAGCAUCUUUCCAGGAGAUCUAAGACUCUGUCAAUAUUUCCGUUCCCUUUAUGAUUUUUUUUUUAAACAAUAAUAACAGCUGGUCUGUUUUUUCGCUGUUUUCGUUUUUUGAAGCCUCGGUUGCCCAAAGAGACUUUUGGAUUUUGCUUCUGGCGCAGCACCAAGUCUUAAAAAAAAAUAAGGCGUGGCCGAAAGUACAGGGCAGGGUUUGGGGAGUGGGGGAGGUUGUGAGGGGUGGGUGGGACGCCGUUCUUUGCAAGGAAGUGAGGAAGGAGUCGAAUUUGCACUAUUGUCCAGCACGCCUGUCCUAGUGAAAAAUGAAUUAUUAUUUUUUUACACACACCCUGUGCCCCUCCAUACACACUAAAAUUUCCAUCUCUGUUUGCAACUGGAAAAUUCCACCUGCCAAGGGAGCAAGGAAUUAAAAUUCCCAAGGUUCCCGGGCAGGAUCGAGCCACAGUCUUGCCCUAUCCAGAAGGACUGGGACUGACUAAAUCUGCAGUUCCAAAACAUAUAUAUAUAUGUAUACACACGCACACCAAUAUAUACAUUAAUAUACCUUAAAACUAAACUAUCGUAUCUGGAGGAGAGAGGCUCAAUUCCUUUAGGAAUGAAUUCCAUGGGCUCAGUUGGGUGAUGAAGAUGGGUAGAGCAGCCAAGGUUGGCAGCUGUCUCUUGGGGCACCUCUGCUGCUGGCAGGCCGAUCCCUGAGGGGUGGGGGAGACCCUCUCCUUCUUUUUCUCCCUUCUCCCCCCCCCCUUUUUCAGCAGCCAAUGGGACAGAGCCAUCGCAAGCUUCCCAGCUGCCUCCGUCCACCGUAUUAGGGAGGAUUUCUCCAGGCUGGCAACGCUACCAAGGCCCCGAUGCGAUGUUAUCCAAGGCGCCGGCAUUGUUCGUGUUUGAAAUAAAGCUACUCUUGGAAAUCCUCACGAAA